GAUGGUUUGAGCUAGGGUUUUGAAAUGUUCAGUCGUACCCUAACCAGCUAACUUCUACUGCCUUUGACGACGAUGCUCCACUCGACCAUCCGCCGCCAUGCGCUUCUUCCCUUGCCCCAAUUCCACCGCAUCUUCUUCGCCACCUCCACUUCCUCCCCCCUGUCAGGCGGCAGCACCUCUUCUCGUGAUUCUCACUUCAUGGUCGAGUACCUCGUGAACUCGUGCGGAUUCUCCGUGGAGGAGGCGUCGAAGGCCUCCAAGCCCCUCGCGCAUCUCCGAUCGACCGAGAAUCCCGACGCUGUUCUUUCUUUCUUCAGAUCUCAAGGCAUUGAUGGUGCAAAUCUCAGGAAGAUAAUAUCCAUCCGACCCUCAUUCCUCUGCUGGAAUGUGGAAUCAAACCUCACCCCGAAGUUUCAAUUUUUUCGCGACCUGGGGUUGUCAGAAUCCGACCUCGUUGCUGUCAUCAUGAAGAACCCCUCCAUCAUAUCCUUCAGCAUCCAGCAUACUCUUCUCCCCAGAUUGAAUGUAUGGGAAAACCUCUUUGGAUCAAGGGAGCUGCUCCUCAAGAAUAUUAGGAAGCGGUGUUGGUUUUUGAACAACAGGUGUGAAAAUGUGGUACGUCCUAACCUGAACUUCUUGCGGGAUGAGUGUGAUAUUCCUCUCGAAAGGGCAUCACUUGUCCUCAAAAAACAUCCAACUUUCAUUGCACAAAACCCAAACUCAUUACGGGCGUUGGUAGAUAGAGCGGAGGGAAUGGGAUUUACUAGGAGAUCUCGAAUUUUCCUCUGGAUCCUUGACAUUCUGUUUAGGACCAGCAGGGAAAAAGUUGACGCUCACUCCAAGCUCAUGAGCAGCUUUGGGUGGUCGAACUUGGAGUUCUGUACUGCGAUCGAAAAACAACCAGGCUUCUUAAAUAUUUCCACAGAUAUCUUACGGUUAAAGAUGGAAUUUUUGAUCAAGGACAUUGGGUUCACCCCAUCAGGCAUUGCUAAACAGCCGAGGCUUUUAGUAUUCAGUUUGAAAAAGAGGACGAUUCCUAGGUUUCAGGUCAUGAAGAUAUUAAAAUCAGAAGGGUUGUGGACUUCAAACGACAAGCAACUUAUGUUUUUCACAAUGCCAGACCCAAAAUUUCUGGAGAAGUAUAUUCUUCCUUACAAAGAUAAAUUCCCUAAACUACUUGAGAUCUCGUGUGCUGUAGCUGAAUGAUGGUUGGAUAAUUGAAACUGCAAAAGCGAACAAGGAUGUUGAACUAAUCUUGUAGUUUUUUUGUAGAAGGGAUUAUCUUAGAAAAUGGAGGAUUGGGCUCUGUGCAAAUUAUUCCAGCAAUUGAAGGGCAUGAAAUUUUUCACAAGCUUUUCUCAUUGAUAACAAGCUUUAUGGAAGGCGUUUCUUGUUCUUAGAAGGCAAUUCACUCCUUCUUGCCGGCCUCCUCUGCACCUACAAUUGGUAUCAGAGCUCGACCGCCUCAGAAUGACUAAUCGGCAACUGAAGCACAAAGAUCAAGACGAUGGUCGGAGCUAACAUUCAUUCCCCGAAGUUCGACGGAGAUUUCGCUACAUGGAAAGCGAAAAAUGGAGGCGUCAAAAGGGUCGUGGACCCGAUCAGAUUAAACCACAUUUGGGCUCAAAUCUAGGGCUAAACAAGUCGAUCAUGUCUUGGAGCGAUUGAGAUCGUUCAUUGAAGAUAAGAGAGAUCUGAGUCAUCCGUCAAGGAUCUGGUCCAUCCAACCUAAUGAGAAGCAGAUUUCAUCCGUUGAUGAAGAUCCAAAUCCAAGACGCUCUAGCCAUUGAUCAAAACCUGAAUUAAUCUGGACCGUUGGAUCAGAUUGGAAGAGGUUUAAAACUGGAGAAGCUACAGUGGCUUCGACGAGCUCAGCGUUUUCACGAUUUCAGCACUGUUCCUUCUCCUUCUUCAACGACGUCGAAGCCUCCCAUUCUACUUCCAGAUCUAAAAACCUAAUCUCUUCAUCUCUGGUGAGAUUACAAUGAUCCGGCGACCAACAAUCCAAGAGCAGAGCGCGAAUUGAGGGCAUUCCCUGUUUGUGGUCUUGAUUCCAGCGAGCGCAUCCAAGCCAAGAUUUGAGGGUGUUCCUCGAUCUUGUGCUACCAUCAUCCAACGGAGGUGCCAGAGAGCGUUCCCCAGCAUUUCCGAUUUCACUCCAUCAUCGAUUUCACCUCGCGAUUCUAGAAUAUCCUCUGUUUCUCGGCGGUUGGUGAAUUCAGAGGGUUCUGAGCUAGUUAGGGCGUUCCCAGUAGCUUUUGACUUUUCCUGAAUGAGCUGCAAGUUCAUAUUUUCGUUGCUGAGUGCUCGAAGAGCGUUUCCAGAAGCAAUUCAGUGACACGGCAGAGAGGAGAGGUUCGGUUGUAGAUUUUGGAUUGUGGAGUGUUAUUAGUUAGUUUUUUUUAUCUGUCAUUCCUUUGCUCAGAUCUAAAGAUCUGAUAGAUAGAUUGCACUUUAUUCUUUAUUUUGCAUUGCCUACUUCAGUUUUUCAUUGAAUUUUCUUAUGCAAUUCCAUUUUUGAUGUUCUUACUUGCCGUUCUGAUUUUAUUGAAUUUCUAUAAUCCAAUCCUUUUUACAGCUACCUAAUUAGUUUGCAAUUUAGAUUCUGAUUUGAAUUAGAAGUUCUGAUUAACACAAGUUUGUUUAGUUUUGGUUAUUUAGUUAGUUAAUUUUUGUUCUCUGCAUUGGAUUUAUGGUAACUGACAUGGAGUUUCAACGUUGAAUGCUUACUUGAGCUUUCGAUUGUUACCUAAAUUGUAUAUUAAUGAUCAAGUGUGAGAUUGGAUAAUUUGUUAGUUAACGAACUUGAGUCAAAUGAUAAUAGAGUGAUGCUAAUUUGAUGAGGUGGAGUUGAAUCAUGUUUAGAUGAUGAUGACCUUUCUUUGAUUCAAUUCUUGAAUUAAUUAAAUGAAAACAAGUUGCAAAGUGAAUCAAAUGGAAAAACUUAAUUGACCUUGUUGAUGUAAUAAUUUGAUUUGAAUCAAUUCUAGAAUUAACACACAUACUUUUUACUAG
This is a messenger RNA of Zingiber officinale, 3015 nucleotides long. RefSeq names its product transcription termination factor MTERF6, chloroplastic/mitochondrial-like. Gene Ontology annotation, molecular function: double-stranded DNA binding. Gene Ontology annotation, biological process: regulation of DNA-templated transcription; chloroplast organization. Bases 73 to 1206 code for a protein of 377 amino acids. NCBI's taxonomy places the organism in Eukaryota, Viridiplantae, Streptophyta, Magnoliopsida, Zingiberales, Zingiberaceae. The transcript has 5 exons. Gene Ontology annotation, cellular component: chloroplast. The record is from RefSeq and is a predicted model, not a curated record.